AUGUCAUUGGAAGGCAUCAAAGAACUAUGUCUUUGCGGCUCCCAAACCACAGAUUGUAUGUUAGGUGAGUGCGAGCGCUGCCCAUGGACUCAAAGCCUCACUCUGGCUAAUAUGGGAAUGCUUGACGAGGACGAGAUCACAUUUGCCGUAUGGGAAAGCGGCGACUUGAUAAAGAAGACGUUGUCUCCAACCCUUUUUCUAAAAGAGCUCGUCAAAUGGGUGACCAAAUGGAUCCCGCACGAUUACAUACGCCGCACUCAAGCAGCGGCUAUUCAUGAAGCAAAGAUGUGCGAGCAGCGUGGGAGCAUUGUCCUUCAUUUUGAUUUUGCUGAAAACUGGACUGCCCUGCUGCCAAACGAAACGCAAUCGUACCAUUGGCAUGAAAAGCAAAUCUCCAUCUUCACCUGUGUUGCCACGACAAGGAAAGCCACACACAGUUUUGCCAUCAGAAGCGACGACAUGCACCACGACGCCUGUUGCGCCCUGGGCAAAGUGCACGAGAUGUUGGAUGAGAAAGUGCCCAUCUACUGUCACGUAACCUACGUCAGCGAUGGCGCAGCAAGCCAUUUUAAAAAUAGGUAUCAACUGUAUGAGUUGUGCCGCACCAAGUUCACGUCUGCAAGGUGGAUAUUUUCCGCUACCGGCCAUGGGAAGAACGCCUGUGACUGUGUGGGUGGACUCGUUAAACAUCAUGCGUCCUUGCACAACCUGAGGUCUGAACGCACCGAAUCCAUUCGGUCGGUGCAUGAGAUGGUCUCACAACUUAGCGACAAGCUCAAGAAUGUGACCCUGCUUCAUGCGCCUGCUGCAGCCAUCGAGGAGCAUCGUCAGCAGAAGUCAGUGGAGUGGAAGUCAGUGCCGCGUGUGCCGGGAAUUCAGUCAUGGCAUGUGUGGAUGUGUGCGCGCGGUCAGUCAAGCGGAUACGUGCUGUCCGUUUCGAGAACUUCCGCUAGCCAGCUGACGGCGAUUAAACCUUUUUGA
This is a messenger RNA of Rhipicephalus sanguineus (brown dog tick), 981 nucleotides long. RefSeq lists its product as uncharacterized. The transcript has a single exon. Lineage: Eukaryota; Metazoa; Arthropoda; Arachnida; Ixodida; Ixodidae. Bases 1 to 981 code for a protein of 326 amino acids. The record is from RefSeq and is a predicted model, not a curated record.